GAGCAGGCCGCGCGCGGGCCGCGGGCCCCGAGGCCGGAGCCAUGGGCGAGACCAAGAUCAUCUACCACCUGGACGGGCAGGAGACGCCGUACCUGGUGAAGCUGCCCCUGCCCGCCGAGCGCGUCACCUUGGCUGACUUUAAGGGCGUUCUGCAGCGACCCAGCUAUAAGUUCUUCUUCAAGUCUAUGGACGACGAUUUCGGAGUGGUGAAGGAGGAGAUUUCUGACGACAAUGCCAAGCUGCCCUGCUUCAAUGGCCGGGUGGUGUCCUGGUUGGUGUCUGCUGAGGGCUCACACCCAGAGGCAGCCCCCUUCUGUGCUGACAACCCAUCAGACCUGCCACCGCCCAUGGAGCGCACAGGAGGCAUUGGGGACUCCCGGCCCCCAUCAUUCCACCCUCAUGCUGGUGGAGGCAGCCAGGAGAACCUGGACAAUGACACAGAGACGGACUCCUUGGUAUCUGCCCAGCGUGAGCGGCCACGCAGGAGGGACGGCCCAGAGCACACAACCCGGCUAAAUGGAACUGCAAAGGGGGAACGGCGGCGAGAACCAGGGGGUUAUGAUAGCUCAUCCACCCUUAUGAGCAGCGAGUUAGAGACCACCAGCUUCUUUGAUUCGGAUGAGGAUGACUCCACCAGCAGGUUCAGCAGCUCCACAGAACAGAGCAGCGCCUCACGCCUGAUGAGAAGACAUAAGCGGCGGCGGAGGAAGCAGAAGGUUUCACGGAUUGAGCGGUCCUCAUCCUUCAGCAGCAUCACGGACUCUACCAUGUCACUCAACAUCAUCACAGUCACUCUCAACAUGGAAAAGUACAACUUUCUGGGCAUCUCUAUCGUGGGCCAAAGCAACGAGCGUGGUGACGGAGGCAUCUAUAUCGGCUCUAUCAUGAAGGGUGGGGCUGUGGCUGCAGAUGGACGCAUUGAGCCAGGAGAUAUGCUGUUGCAGGUAAAUGAGAUCAACUUUGAGAACAUGAGUAAUGACGACGCAGUCCGGGUGCUGCGGGAGAUUGUGCACAAACCGGGGCCCAUCACCCUGACUGUAGCCAAGUGCUGGGACCCAAGUCCACGUGGUUGCUUCACACUGCCCAGGAGUGAGCCCAUCCGGCCCAUUGACCCUGCAGCCUGGGUCUCCCACACUGCAGCCAUGACCGGCACCUUCCCUGCCUAUGGCAUGAGCCCCUCCCUGAGCACCAUCACCUCCACCAGCUCUUCCAUCACCAGCUCCAUCCCUGACACAGAGCGCCUAGAUGACUUCCACCUGUCCAUCCACAGUGACAUGGCUGCCAUUGUAAAAGCCAUGGCCUCCCCUGAAUCUGGGCUGGAGGUCCGUGACCGCAUGUGGCUCAAGAUUACCAUCCCCAAUGCUUUCAUCGGCUCGGAUGUGGUGGACUGGCUAUACCACAACGUGGAAGGCUUCACUGACCGGCGAGAGGCCCGCAAGUAUGCCAGCAACCUGCUAAAAGCCGGCUUCAUCCGCCACACUGUCAACAAGAUCACCUUCUCUGAGCAGUGCUACUACAUCUUCGGUGACCUCUGUGGCAACAUGGCCAACUUGUCCCUCCAUGAUCACGACGGUUCCAGCGGAGCCUCUGACCAGGACACUCUGGCCCCUUUGCCACACCCUGGGGCUGCGCCGUGGCCCAUGGCCUUCCCUUACCAGUACCCGCCACCCCCACACCCCUACAACCCACACCCAGGCUUCCCAGAACUGGGGUACAGCUAUGGUGGGGGCAGCGCCAGCAGUCAGCACAGUGAAGGCAGCCGGAGCAGUGGCUCCAACCGUAGCGGCAGUGACCGGCGGAAGGAGAAGGACCCGAAGGCGGGGGACUCGAAGUCGGGCGGCAGCGGCAGCGAGUCGGACCACACAACCCGCAGCAGCCUGCGGGGGCCUCGGGAAAGGGCACCCAGCGAGCGCUCGGGUCCUGCCGCCAGCGAGCAUAGCCACCGCAGCCACCACUCAAUGGCCAGCAGCCUGCGCAGCCACCACACGCACCCGAGCUACGGCCCCCCUGGCGUACCCCCUCUCUACGGUCCCCCAAUGCUGAUGAUGCCCCCACCGCCCGCGGCCAUGGGGCCCCCAGGAGCCCCACCGGGCCGCGACCUGGCCUCCGUGCCCCCUGAACUGACCGCCAGCAGACAGUCCUUCCGCAUGGCCAUGGGAAACCCCACCAAGAAUUUCGGGCUGUUUGACUUUCUGUGAGCCCCCAGCAAAGGGAGGCCCAGCCUCCGAGGAGACCAGAAGCCCUGCUUCAGCAGCCCCUCAGGGCUUCCCAAGGAUGUUCAGCUCCCACACCUACACUUCAACAUGUUGAGUCACUAGGCUUUUGUGGAGGGCUCCAAACUCUCACCCAUGUAUGAGAGACUCUGUUCCCCUUUCCCGAGAGUGCCCCAUCUCUCUCUCUCUCUCUCUCUCUCUCUCUCUCUCUCUCUCUCUUUCUCUCUUUCUCUCACACACACACAUACACACAUGUGCCUACGCAAGUUCACUUAAGCCUCAGGGCUGGUCCCUACCCAGAGGGCCGGACCCUCUCUCCCAGGUCGUAGGGCUGGUCCCGACUUCCCUGUCCCCUCCCUUAUAGCCCUCAAGCCUCCCACACAUGUCCCCAUCAUCCUCCUACCUGGAUAAAGCUCAUAAGCUGGAUCUCAGGUUAGGCUCUGCAAAGGACUUCCCAAGCAACUGACAGGUUGUUCUCACCCUGCCCCUUACCCCACACAACCUUCUGUGAUUUCACAAUCACUAUGAUACCCCAGAGAAAGGUUGGGUAGGGGGACUUUUGGGAAUCCUGAAUGCUAGGUUUUAUUUUUUACCUUAUUCUCCAGUUUAAGCAAAUCAUGACUUUCUCUUUAAGCCUCUUCUAUAAAUUCUCCUGGCUGACUGAGGCAUCUAUAUUUUUAGGACUGGGGUGUCAAGAGUAGGAUUCAGUCUUAAGCUCCAGGCUCUGGGGCAAACCAGGGUAGAGAUAUUUUGGCAUUUAUUCAUUUAACAAGUACUUCCUGGGGUAUUUGGUGACCAAGGGCUGUGUUGGAGGCAUGACUCAGUCUUGCUUACGUUCUAGGAGCUCUAGAUUUGCUCCCAACCAAGGCCAUGGCUUUCUCCCACCACUACAGGACUGGUUCCUAUACUUUUCCUUUUCUGAUUCUGCCUUGUUCAACUCCCUUGAGAAUUCCUCCACUAUUGCUCAUGCCUUCUAUGUUGGUGCUCCCAGUGUUCCAUCUUUGGUUCACUUCUCUUUCCUCUAAGUUUACUACCCAAAUGGUGUCAUCUAUCCUGAUGUCCUCAAUUGCCACUGAUACACUGGUGAUUCUAAAAUGCCUAUCUCCAGCCACAACUUCUCUCCAAAUUUUAGAUCUGUGUUAUCCACUGGACGUCACCAUGGACAUAUCUAUAUGGACUCAACUCAUUUCCCCCAUCAAGUGUGUUCCUCCUUAAUUCCAACUCUGAUGAUCUUUAGCACAGUCUACAUAGGCAUACCAGCUAGGAACAUUUAUGGACUUAAAUUCUUCCCCAACUCUUACUAGUCAGCAUAUCAUAUCCAUUCCACUUCAACAGUCUUUCUUGAAUAUGGUCCUUCUUCUCCCCCCGCCUCUACCCUAAUUCAUAGGAGCACGGGAUUUGGAGUCAGGUUGUUCUGGGCUUGAAUCCCAGCUCUACUACUUUUUGGUUUCGUGAUAAGAGAGUUACUUAAUCUCUCUGAGCCUCAAUUCCCUCAUAUGUAAAAUGAUGAUAAUAAUACCUACCUCACAGGGUUGUUGUGAGGAUUUAAAUUAGACUUGUACGAAAAGUGCCUAGCACAGUGCCUGGCACAGAGUAG
Canis lupus familiaris (dog) is the source of this 3810-nucleotide messenger RNA. It is a transcript of the gene DVL3, whose product is annotated as dishevelled segment polarity protein 3. The record is from RefSeq and is a predicted model, not a curated record. Gene Ontology annotation, biological process: canonical Wnt signaling pathway; intracellular signal transduction. Gene Ontology annotation, cellular component: cytosol. Bases 42 to 2198 code for a protein of 718 amino acids. Gene Ontology annotation, molecular function: frizzled binding. Lineage: Eukaryota; Metazoa; Chordata; Mammalia; Carnivora; Canidae. The transcript is spliced from 16 exons.